This is a messenger RNA of Penaeus monodon (black tiger shrimp), 2802 nucleotides long. RefSeq names its product serine/arginine-rich splicing factor 5-like. NCBI's taxonomy places the organism in Eukaryota, Metazoa, Arthropoda, Malacostraca, Decapoda, Penaeidae. The coding region runs from base 178 to 1326 and encodes 382 amino acids. Gene Ontology annotation, biological process: alternative mRNA splicing, via spliceosome; mRNA splice site recognition. Gene Ontology annotation, molecular function: mRNA binding. Gene Ontology annotation, cellular component: ribonucleoprotein complex; nucleus; cytoplasm. The record is from RefSeq and is a predicted model, not a curated record. The transcript has 9 exons.
AAGCCGUAGGAAAAUGAAACAGAAUAUGACAAUGUGGCACAUCAGCGGGUUUGUGUAGUUCCCGAAGUCGCCGCUAGAGGAAGCACGUGGUCGGUCGUCGUUGAAGCAAGCAGGCGGAAGACCGAUAUUUUUCAUGGUUUUAUAAGUGUAGAAGAAUUAAGGAAGUAAGGUGUAAACAUGGCGAGGGUGUAUGUUGGAGGUUUGCACUAUAACUGCCGUGAAAGAGACCUGGAAAGGUUUUUCAAGAGGUAUGGCAGACUUCGUGAUUGCCUUAUCAAAAAUGGAUAUGGCUUUGUGGAGUUUGAGGAUGAGAGAGAUGCAGAUGAUGCUGUCUAUGAAAUGAAUGGAAGAGAAUUGUUAGGAGAAAGGGUGACUGUAGAACAUGCCCGUGGACUUCCAAGAAGGGGUGGUUAUGGAUUUGGUGGUGGUGGUGGCGGUCGAGAUCGUGACCGAGAUCGUCGACCAGCUUGGCUUGACAGAGCGAGUUGGAGUAAGCCAAGUGACCUUCACCGCAGGUACGGCCCCCCAACGAGGACACCUUACAGGGUCAUUGUUGAAAAUCUGUCAUCUCGCAUCAGCUGGCAGGAUCUCAAGGAUUACAUGCGCAAAGCAGGAGAAAUUACCUUUGCAGAUGCCCACAAGCACCGUCGCUAUGAAGGUGUUGUAGAGUUUGCCACCCGGUCUGACAUGAAGAGGGCCAUUGAGAAGUUAGACGAUACUGAACUGAAUGGAAGGCGAAUUAGGCUGAUUGAGGAUCGACAACACUCCCGUUCCCGCUCAAGAUCUCGCAGGCGAUCUCGUUCACGUUCACGAUCCCGCAGGUCAUAUUCAAGGUCAAGAUCAAGAGGUAGGAGUCGUUCUCGUUCAAGGUCAAGGAGAUCAAGAACUAAGUCACGAUCAAGGUCCAGGUCUAAGGAUUCUCGCUCACGGUCACGUUCCCGAUCCCGUUCAAGGUCCCCUCGAUCACGUUCGAGGUCAAAAUCGCGAUCUAGGUCCAGGUCAAAGUCUGUAGAAAGAAAGAGGUCAAGAUCAGGUGGAAGAGAUAGCCGUUCACGAUCAGGCUCCAGAAAGAUGUCAGAAGAGCCAUUAGAUAAGCCUAAGGAAAUGGAGACAGCUCGUUCUCGCAGCAGAUCCCAUAGUAGAUCACGAUCUAGAUCUCGCAGCCCAAUAGAUAACAAGAAAGAAACUUCUCGAUCUCGCUCACGGUCACGGUCAAGGUCACGAUCACGAUCACCCUCUGCUUCACCACGUAGACGUGACAGUCGCUCUGGAUCUCGUUCAAGGUCACCCCAGGAAAAUGGACAUGACCAUCCUGAGGAUGAAUAAUGAGUAUGGUCAUUAUGUAUAGACACAAAAUAUUUAGUUUAGACCAGUGUUCCUAAUAAAGCACAUCUUGGCCAGAUAAUAUUAAUGAAGAAAAUUGCUAAGAGUAUUUCAACAAUAACAAUAAUAGUAAGAUUUUAUUAGUGUCCUUGUUGAUAAGUGUUUGUAUUAGAUAUGUAUAUAUUUUGUAUGUCCUGUAUGUCCGUAUGUAUGCAUAUUUGUAUGUAUUAGUUAUGUAUAUAUAUUUAAUACACACUUCAAAACAUUUUACUCUUUGCCAUAGUUCUUCUAAGGGAACACUUGCAUAUUGGCAUUUUUAGAAAAAAUGUUUUUACAAAAAAUAUAAAAAUAAAAAUAAAAUUGAAACCAUGGAAUCAAGAUAUAGCAUUGAAAAUUGUAUUUUAUGCACUAAUGCUAUUUUACAUUUCGUUAUGCUUCUAUGUAUAAGAAAGGUUUUUUGGAGUAUGUGAACUAAAUGGGUUAUUUUAUUUUUUUUAUUUAUUUAUUUAUUUUUUUUCUUAUGUGAAACACCCACGCUGGUCACAAUAUUAGCUGGUAAGUCCAGUGGCACUGGGUAGAUAUGCUGUAAACAAUUCAGAGUAUUAUCAGUACUUUGGAGUAGGUCAUGCUUGGUUGUUAAUUGAGCUCUCCUUUCAAAUUAUCUGCCUUUUUCAGUAGAUAUGGAGAUGGAUAAUUUUACUUGAAUAAUAGUAUGUUUAUAUGAAGAGUUUUGUACCAUCAUUUUCUUGUUUUCUUUCUUGUUCUCUUUAUGAUUUUGAAAAGAAAAGGAGAAAGUUGUGGGGAUUUUUUUUUUUUUUUUUUUUUUUUUUUUUUUUUAAUAAUUUUCCCCAUAUUUAAUUUCAUAUAUGCUGUGGUGUACUGUGGUUUGUUCAAGAUAGUACAAAGAAACAUCUUUUGGACACAAUAAGUUCUUGUGUUAAGAUUUGAUGGUGAAUAUAUUGUAUUCCCUUAUGACCCACAUACAUUAUUUAGGGAGUUGAGAUUCUUGGUAGAUUGUCGUUGUUGUUCAAAAUUUAUUAAGUGCCUUUGUUUAAAAAUGAUAAUCUCAUGCAUUGAGAUGAAACCAAAUAUUAGCACCAUGCAUCAUGCUCUUAAAAAUUUGUGGUUGUCUUUAUAACUAAAACUUUUUUGUGGUGUGAAAAGGGGUGUGCUUACAACUCGCCAUGAGUAUCUACUGUAAGCAAUUAUGAAGUUGCUACUUUUGUCUAGAUUUAUGAUUGUAUGUAUAGGGAUUUUUUUUAGAAAGUGAUUGACACUGGAGAUUAUUAUAUGAUUUUGUAAUUAUUGCAUAUUCUAGCAUUGUUUUACCAAGGGUAUAUCAUACAGUGUAUGGAGAAACUUGUGUUUGAUAGGCAGGUAACCAAGUGUUUCAACUCCAGUUGUCAUUAUACAAUAAGAUUCUCGUGUAGCCAUUGAUAUAUGGCAAUUUUGAACUGAAAUAAAAUAGAUGUUACCAAA